AUCAACUGGGGCUGUUGGUGACUGCCGAGCGGCGUGGUGAGAGCGAGGAGCGGUUUGGGGGCUCUCGUCCAUCCCGACAACGAAGACAGAGAACUCUACCUGAAUAUCGACAAAUAUCCGCCACGAUGCCCUGUCGGAAGGAGAACUACAUCUUUCUGGAGCAGUCCGUCACCGUCGACUCCAAAGAAGUGGACGCGCUGGUGACGAAAAUCGGCGAAGCGCUGCAGCUCCACAACAAUAGCAGCGGCCACCAGAAGACGGUGUCCGUGUCUAUGUCCUGCCUACAUGGGCUCACCGGCAGCAGCACCGGCGGUGUCAAACCGGCGGCUAUCAUCAGCGGUAGCACGGGAGCUACAGUUCAGACGCGAAACGGUUGCUGUAUGCGGCUGCGAAACCGGGGACACCGGGGGAGCAGCAGGGCGAGUCCAUAUAAUAUCCCCGGAUCCAACGGCGAUCAGGACUGGGAUCAAAUCAAACAGUGGAACAAAAAGAGGAUCGGCGUAGAGGAGGACGAUCCACACCGGCUGCUCCAGGAGUUAAUCUUAUCGGGGAACCUCAUUAAAGAAGCCGUGAGGAGGCUGCAGUUCUCCGCCGCAGACUGUGGAGAUUUCCCCAAAGCGGUGGACAAUGUGCCGUGCUGAUGUAACCAGGCACGGGUUUGCACCGCGACGUUUCCCCUGUGGAUGGACACAAAACUGAGACAACACACACACGGACGGUUACGAAACAGACUUAAAAGCUGUGUCUCACAAUGUUAUCCGUUUUCAUUGGUUUGUCUGUAGCGUUACGCCACGUUGGCUAGCAGUAAGCUAGCUCGCUGGCCAUCCGGCUACUGAGCCGUGUUUAUGUUUGAAUGUGUCCGUGUGGGUCAGACGUCCGGGUGCUGCGGAGGUCAGAGCCUCUACAGACUCACUUUACCCGCCUUGUCGUUACUUAGAAAGGCAUGUUUUCACAUUUUCAAUAAUGUAAACCUUCAAAGAUGUGAAAAGAAAUCACACCGAAUAUGUUUGUGUGUGUGAAGACGAAGUUCUGAACAAUGGCUCUUCUUUUGUAGCUGAUGGUUGAGUCAUUCAGCUUUUGUUUAACACUGCAGCCCGGAAUUUGUUCACGUGUUUUGGGGGGUUGGGGAGGUCUACUCGUGGCUGAAGUGCAACCUAGCCGUUCCCUGUUCUGGCAGAUCACUAUAAUGGGGGGGAUGGGUUGAUAGUUGUUUUUGUUUACAGUCUACUGUUGGGUGUAAAGAGACGGGAAGUGCCCCCUCCACCUUUCUCUCACUUCGGUUUAGGUCGUCCUUCAACUGCCCUCGGUUAUGCUGGUUUAUACACAAAUGGUGACCCUUUUGGCCUUAAGUGCCACAGGUUGUGUUCCCUGGACAACACACUGCACCUCUGUCCACGGCAGCUCCACAUUUCUUUUCUAAAUACUUUUCAGAGACUAACAUGGACACAUCAAAUAUGGGGGGAAGAAGCCGGGGCCUGGAAAACGGAGGAAACACGCCCUGCUCCCACAGGCUUUGGCUGAUGUGUGUCUGUUUGUAAAGCUGGAGGGGAGGUUGCCCAUCAUAGGACGCUUUUGUGGUGCUUUCACCUUUUUGGAAUUCCAACAAGGAGUUUUUGUUUCUGAUUUGUGUAAAGGAAAAUCACUGCUUCGUAACGAAGUAACUGAGAAUGUUCCUGAGUAUUCAGGGCCUUUUUUUGUCAUCUUAAUAAACACAUUUUUGUUUUUCCAAACUGC
Monopterus albus (swamp eel) is the source of this 1734-nucleotide messenger RNA. RefSeq names its product glycogen synthase kinase binding protein (gene gbp). The transcript has a single exon. Lineage: Eukaryota; Metazoa; Chordata; Actinopteri; Synbranchiformes; Synbranchidae. The coding region runs from base 126 to 641 and encodes 171 amino acids. Gene Ontology annotation, cellular component: cytoplasm. The record is from RefSeq and is a predicted model, not a curated record.